Messenger RNA from Drosophila hydei, 1189 nucleotides. RefSeq names its product zinc finger protein 425-like. Lineage: Eukaryota; Metazoa; Arthropoda; Insecta; Diptera; Drosophilidae. The coding region runs from base 107 to 1138 and encodes 343 amino acids. Gene Ontology annotation, molecular function: zinc ion binding; DNA-binding transcription factor activity; RNA polymerase II cis-regulatory region sequence-specific DNA binding. Gene Ontology annotation, cellular component: nucleus. The record is from RefSeq and is a predicted model, not a curated record. The transcript has a single exon. Gene Ontology annotation, biological process: regulation of transcription by RNA polymerase II.
UCGAUACUUAUUGACGAUUCGGUUUAAAACUUGUUCUUGCACGUGAGCAUUGGCAUCUAUUAAUGAUUAUCUAAAUAACUGAAAAUAUCAAUAAAACUAUUUCAUAAUGGAUGUUUGCCGUGCUUGCAUGAGUAGUUCACAUACCUUAGUAGAUAUAUUUUGCGAUCGGCCAUUAGCUGAUUAUGAGUUCAGUCUGGCGGAGAUGCUCAACGAGCUGGUGGACUUUAAGGUAGAUCGUGAUGAUAAGCUGCCUCAGAGGAUUUGCGUAACUUGUGGCUUAAACGCCCAAAUCGCGUUUAAAUUUAAACGCAGAUUCCAAUUGAGCCAUCAGUUGCUCUGCAUGAAAGUCAUGGAGAAACCAGAGGACGUCGCUGUGCUGGACACAGAGACGACUGACGAGGUGAAGGAAAAUAUAAAAGAUUUUGAGUCCAAAUCCGACUUGAAACAUAAGCGUAAACUGCAUAAAAAACAAAGGACCAGAUGCGAGAAGCUAAUUAAGGAAAGAUCAUUAAAUGAUUGUAAAGACGUAAAAGACUACGCCAAUGAUUUGGAUCAAGCCGAGCGCUCAACGUUGGAUGAUGCUGAGCCUAGAAAGGCCCACCGAUAUCCCCUGCGCCAAUCCAGACGGAAGCCAGCGCUCAACUACAACGAGAAACUCGCCAAUCCCGUCGAACUGCGCAGUAGGCUGCGCAAGUUCAAGUGCGAUCAGUGCACAAAAUCGUUUACCUCCAGUCAAAACCUCAAGAGACACCAAAUAAGUCAUGAUGGAAAGCGCAACUACAAAUGCCUGCAUUGCCCGAAAACCUAUCACAAGCAGUCGAAGCUGCAGAGGCACAUCAAGAGCCAUAGCCAAGAUCAUCGUCACCUGUGUGGUCAGUGCUCGAGAGCCUUCAACUGCCGGUCGGACCUGAUCAUCCACAUUCAGACCCACAGCGAGGCGCGCCCUUUCGUCUGUCCCUACUGCCAAUUCGCAUUCAAGAGCUACUUUCAUCUCUAUAGACAUUUACGGAAUCACUUGGGUCAACGCCCCUUCAAGUGUGAAGCUUGUAACAAAAGUUUCACAACUAAAUGGAACCUUAAAUCUCACAUGAAUACUCCCAAUAGGUGUGCAGCUCAGAAGAAAUUAAAUUUAAUGUAAAUUGGUAUUUAAAUAUAAAAAUGUAAAAAAUUAAUUUAAGCUAUCAGAUAA